GUGACUUUUUCGCGGGGAACGGGUUUCUCGUGCUUGAGACUCAAUGUCGAGACUUGGGUAUUUAAACAUCGUCUGGACAAUAUUACUUCAGAUUAGGGAAAACUAUCUCACUGUAAACCAUUAACUGACGAUGUUGAUGUUAUCUAUUAUAUUUUUGAUUUGCACACUAAACUUUGUGGUCGGAUGGGACUAUGUUAACAAGUUUGAUGAGCGAAUAGAUUUUUCGUGUCCAAGUGGUCAAGCCAUCUCUUUUAUACACAGUGAACAUCACAACUAUUAUGAAGAUCGUAAAUGGUCUUUAGGAUGUAGAUCUACGGUUGGACAACACGUAGAUUGCUACUGGACACCUUCUUUUGUGAACGACUGGGAUGAAUACUUCAACUUUGAAUGCAGCCAUAAUGGAUUUAUAACUGGUAUAAGGAGUGUCCAUGACAACGGAAAAGAGGACAGAAGGUUCAUGUUUAAAUGUUGUGGAAUUUCUGGAAAGGAAGCUAGGCAGUGUGAAAAUACUAUGAAGAAUAACUUUGACAAAGCCGAUACAGUGAGGGUACCAGAAGGUUCCGUUGUAAAAGGUGUUUCCAGUAGCCAUUCCAACUACUACGAAGAUCGACAAUACAGCUGGAAAAUAUGCAACUUGGUUGAUAGUAGUUACGGUAGAUAGUUUCCCCUAAUUUGAGGGUUUGAAGAGGUUGAAGACUUGAAACAAAUAGCCAAUUUUAUGAGUACUUCGAUUCUGUAUAACGUGGUUUUUCAUAAUUUGGGAUUUGGAGAGUCUUAAAACUUCAACACAAAGAGCCAAUUUUAUGAAAAAAAAUCUUUUGUAUUUACGUCAUACAUAAUAAAAUUGUUUGGCUAGUUAAA
Mytilus trossulus (common blue mussel) is the source of this 861-nucleotide messenger RNA. RefSeq names its product millepora cytotoxin-1-like. The transcript is spliced from 6 exons. NCBI's taxonomy places the organism in Eukaryota, Metazoa, Mollusca, Bivalvia, Mytilida, Mytilidae. The coding region runs from base 131 to 661 and encodes 176 amino acids. The record is from RefSeq and is a predicted model, not a curated record.